GCAUUGCAAUCAAAGUCAUUUGGCAGUCAUUUAUAUUUUAUGAUAUAAUAUCUAGUAGUACUUUUACUUAUCCAGCAGGAACAAAUUAAACAAAGCUUUCAAGUCCGAGCUAAGUCGUCUACAACGUGGAUUGAGCUUGUUUUUUCUGGGCAUACGUGGAUUUAGUUCAAUGCUCCAGAUGUUUUUGGAAAUCAAAUACAUAUACGAACGGAAGUUGAUCCAUACAUGUGCCCUUGAUAUUCUGCAUUUAACAGCUGUGGAAUUAUCUAGAUUGAAUGCGGAAGAAGUGAUUGAGAGUAAAAUCGUCCCAGCUUUGUUCCAAUCCAUCGAGCAUGGCAUAAUAGAAUUUUUGAAAAUUGGAAAAACUAAUCCAGAUAUUAUGUUAUGCCCCAUUGAUGAAAAGACAUUGUUCUUUUUCAAUUACGCAAUCGAAUGUCGUCUGGAGAAGUAUUUUCAUGAGUUUGUCGCUGGAGAGGGGCAUGUUUUGGCUACAUUGACAGAUGACGAUGGUAACAAUGCACUUCACAUGGCAGCAAAGUUAGGUCCUGAGUCUUAUCUUCGUAAUUUCUCAGGUGCAGCCCUUCAAAUGCAAAAGGAAUUACAAUGGUUCAAGGAAUUUGAGUCUGUUAUUCCAGAGUGUAAAGCCUGGGUAAAUCGCAAUGGAGAAACUCCUCGGCAAGUGUUUAGCAGGGAUCACAUGAACUUGUUAAAAGAAGCUGAAGCAUGGACCAAGCAAACAGCAACAUCUUACAUUAUAGUUGGGGCCCUCAUCCUUACUAUUAUGUUUGGGUCUGCUUUUACUAUUCCUGGCGGCUUCAGAGAUGGUGGCUCUCCCAGAUUAUUAGGUAAAAGAAUAUUUGUGACAUUUGCAAUGUUCGAUGCAAUUUCUCUCUUCGCUGCAUCUACUUCCGUGCUGACGUUUUUAGGAAUCCUCACAUUUCGCUACACUGAAGAAGUUUUUCUGAAGUCAUUGCCCACCAUGUUGAUGGUCGGCAUUCUCACUCUCCUCAUUUCUAUUGCAACAAUGAUGGUAGCUUUUUGUGCUGCUAUUUCAGUUUUGUUACAGGAACAGUGGUGGGUAGCCUUCUGGCUAGUUUUGCUUGCCAAAGCUAAGAUGGUACACACACGAGCAACCCAACGUGAGAGCCCUCCCCGAGGCCAAGGAAGAGGCCAGCCCCCAAGUGUCAACCCCGUGUCACAUAAUGCACCGGUUGUAGCCCCCCAACAUCAGCAGACGGAGGGAGUUGGGGAACAUAAUCCACAAUAUCCCAACACUGUACCAAGCGACCUUGUGACCGCUCAACUCAAUGCCAUGCAACAACAAUUCGGGGUCUUCCAGCUAGUACUUGCCCAGCUGUUAGCCAGAGAUAACCCCACUGACCCACUCAUUCACUUAUUGAACCCAGCUCCCCCUGUGCCCCCCCAACCAGCUCAACAGCCUGCCAACUCCCCGGUCCGCAGUGCUGCCCCGACCGCUUCCCAAGCACAGUCUCACAUACCACCCCAGCCACAAAACCCACCUCAACCAGCCGCCUCAGAUGUCUCAAGGAGGCUAGAUAACCUAGAAAAACUGUUAGCCGAGAACAAAAAUCCACAACCACAAGUCCCACCUAUAUCAACCUCCAUCCCCGCUCCCCUCAAUACCAAAAUCACCCAAGAGCCAUAUCCACCCGGCUUCAGGAUGCCGCUGUUUGAAACGUAUGACGGCACUAAAGACCCUGAUGACCAUUUACAUGCAUUCUUCUCCAUCAUGCAGGCUCAAAACGCCUCAGACGCACUCAUGUGCAAGAUGUUUCCCUCCACAUUACGCGGCAAUGCCCGGACCUGGUAUCACACCCUACGUCCAAACUCGAUUAACGCGUAUGCCGAGCUAGCCACCUCCUUUGCCACCAAAUUCUCAAGCAGAAGGUUGAUCAAAAAGACGACACCCGAACUCAUGCGCAUAACACAAAGAGAAGGCGAAUCUUUGAAGAACUACAUGAACAGGUUCAAUGACGCCAUGCUGGAAGUCAAUGCCUUCGAUGAAGCAGUGGGAGUAACUGUUGUGAUGCAAGGCCUCAACCAUGAUCGGUUUCGAGACAACUUGGUCAAGAACACCCCAACUACUUUUGACGAAGUCAACCAGAGAUCCCUCAAAUUCAUUAAGGCUGAGGAGUACGUCCUCUCCAAACCCCAGCCCCCCAAAGAAGCUAGAACCCCCAUUUGGAGAGACGAAAGCCAGAGCAGGAAAAAGUUCAAACCCACACAGAACCGAGGCCCAAUUCCGGUUCCUAAGCUAGACAGGCCCAGCUCCAGCACCCUGCAAACGCGGCCUACGCCGCCCUCAUGGACCUCCUUCACAAUUCCGAGGUCGCAAAUUCUCAUGCAAAUUAAGAAUAAGAUGGAGAUGAGGAGACCACACCCCAUACAAAGCCCAGCGGCAAGCAGAGACCACACCAGAUACUGUGACUUUCAUCAAGACCACGGACAUACCACGGAAGAGUGCAAAAGUUUGAAGUCCGAGCUGGAAAGUUUGGCCCGGAAAGGGAUGUUGAAUGAGUACAUCCAGAACAGAAAUUUGCCAAAGUUUGUCAAAGAACAGGGACAAGCCCAGGGACAAGCCCAGGGGUCCCGAGCACCAAACAACAGAGAUGGGGUAGGGUACCAACAGGCAUCGCCACCUCUGCCACCCCCAUCUAGAGUCAUUCACAUGAUAACUGCUCAGAAAAGAAAAAUCGACGAGGAGGAUUGGAAAAAUCAAUCUGUAACAUUCACUUCGGCUGACUUCGAGGGGGUUGUCACGCCCCAUAACGACCCAUUAGUCACCUCGGUCAUCAUCAACAACUGCGAGUACGACGGGCCCAUUUACGAGUUCAACAAUCAGCCGGUACCUGUGGAAGGAGUGCUGCGGCUCAAUGUGGCGUUUGGCUCUGGACGGACGUACGUAACACCCACAGUCAGAUUUCUAGUAAUGAAGAUGCCUUCAUCUUUCAAUCUCGUCAUCGGGAGGCCGACUUUGACCGAGAUUCGGGCUAUAGUGUCCCCGCCCCACCUCUGCAUGAAAUUCCCUACCCCAAUGGGGAUAGCAACCCUAAGAGGCAACCAAGAGGCGGCCAGGCACUGCUACAUGACCUCUGUCGCGAGACCAAAGGAUGACCCAAGAGCCACCCCGGUCGAAGAGGUCGAAAAGGUCGAAGAGGUGCAACUUGAUGAUAAUGACCCAUCCAAGAAGACUCAGAUAGGCACGAAGCUGACUCCUAUAGAAAAAGAAGCACUUGUGGGCUUCCUAAAAGUAAAUAAGGAUGUGUUUGCAUGGACUUCGGCUGAUAUGCUUGGAAUCCCAACUUCGGUGGCAGUGCACAAACUCAGCACUAAUCCUUUGAGGAAGCCAGUAGCACAGAAGAGACGGCUUUUCUGGGGGGAAAGACUCACGGCCAUUAAGGAAGAAGUGAAGAACCUCUUGCAAGUAGGGUUUAUCAGGAGAGUAGAUUACUGCGAAUGGAUUGCCAACCCUGUCAUGGCCGCCUCAGGGAAUGAGAGGUUAAGCCUCCUGGAUGCUUACUCGGGGUAUCAUCAAGUACGCAUGGCACCCGAGGACGAGAAAAUGGUCACAAUUGUAUUUCGGGCUCAAAUUGGUAGAAACCUGGAGGUCUACGUAGAUGACAUUGUUGUCAAAAGUUCUCAAGCAGAAAACCACUUGACCGACCUGGCCGAGACGUUCAACAACCUUAGAAGGUACGGUAUGAAGUUGAAUCCAGCAAAGUGCACUUUCGGCGUUGAAUCAGGCAAGUUUCUAGGUUUCAUGGUUUCCAGAAGGGGAAUAGAGGUCAACCCUGAGAAGAUAAAGGCAAUAGAAGAAAUGAAACCGCCGAGGUCAACCAAGGACGUGCAACGCCUGGCAGGGAGAGUAGCAGCACUGCACAGAUUUAUCUCCAAAUCAGCAGAUAAGUGUUUGCCUUUCUUUAAGGUCUUGAGAACUGCAGCUCAGAAGGACGAAGCGAGAAAACCCCAGAAGUUCAACUGGACGACGGAGUGCCAAGUGGCUUUUGACGAGCUCAAAGCCUACCUCGGCUCGUCGCCUUUGCUGACUAAGGCUCAGGAAGGUGAAAUCCUUUAUCUCUACCUCGGAAUAUCUUAUACUGCUGUCAGUUCUGUCUUGGUCAAGGAAAUGGGGAAGCAACAGCAACCAGUGUACUAUGCCAGUAAGGUGCUGCAGGGGGCCGAGCAGAGAUACUCAAUAGCAGAGAAGGCAGCCCUAGCAGUUGUUGUUACUGCAAGGAAAUUGAGGCCAUAUUUCCAAUCCCAUCCUAUUAUUGUGAUGACUGAUCAGCCUUUAAGACAAAUUUUACAGAAACCAAAAUGCUCCAGGAGGCUCAUCAAAUGGGCAGUAGAGCUGGGAGAGUUUCAGAUAGCAUUCCAGCAGAGGUCGACAAUCCGAGCUCAAGCUUUGGCAGAUUUCGUGGUCGAAUGCACUUCUAAUCAGGUGGAGCCAAAUUCUGAGGCAGAAACAUGGACCCUGUAUGUCGAUGGAUCAUCUAAUAACAAGGGUUCAGGAGUUGGAGCGGUGUUAACUGGACCUGACGGCUUCCGGAGUGAACACGCUUUGAAGUUCAACUUCCAGGCCACAAACAACGUGGCCGAAUACGAAGCCCUCCUCCUGGGAUUACGUCUGGCGGCCGAGCUCAAAGUCAAACGCCUGCAGAUUAACAGUGACUCGCAACUGGUAGUUAACCAAAUCAAUUCUAUGUGCGAAGUCAUUGAUCCCGUCCUGGCAAGAUAUGUGGCCGCAGUCUCCAAGCUGAAAAACCGUUUCGAGAAAUUCCAGCUCACCCAAAUCCCGAGAGCGGAAAAUGAGCAUGCAGACUCCUUGUCGAAAUUGGCAUCUAAAAACUCAGGGGAAGCAAAAUCUGUGUAUAUCGAGAUACUGAAUGAACCAAGCUUUCAGACGUCGAGGGUAAUGGAGAUUAGUACUGACCUAGAUGCUCCGAGUUGGACAAACCCCAUCCGGGAAUACCUCCUCAAUGGUACCGUCCCGAGGGACAAACAGGAAGAGAUGAAGUUACGAAGAAAAGCCUCUCGGUACACCCUGGUUGGCGACAUUUUGUACAAAAGGUCCUACUCGUUACCACUCCUCAGAUGCCUGACACCAUAUGAAGCAGAGUAUGCACUAAGAGAAGUACACGAGGGGGUAUGCGGUAAUCACGUGGGAGCCCGGACUCUGGCACACAAGGUACUUCGGCAAGGGUACUAUUGGCUUAACAUGCAAGAAGACGCAAAGAAGUUCGUACAGAGGUGCCAGAAAUGCCAGUUCUUCGCCCAUCUCACCCAUCAGGCAGCCGAAGAACUCACUAGCUUGACUGCGCCAUGGCCCUUUGCUCAAUGGGGAAUAGACCUUCUGGGCCCCUUCGUCAAAGCAGUAGGGGGAGCAACACAUUUGGUGGUCGCUGUUGAUUACUUUACCAAAUGGGUAGAAGCCAGACCUCUCUCUUGUCUAACUUUGAGAAGAAUUGAGGAUUUCCUCUUCAGCUCGGUCAUCUGUAAAUAUGGGAUACCAAACCAGAUCAUCGCCGAUAACGGCCCCCAGUUCAAUUGUAACUCCUUCAGGGACUUUUGCUCCAGCUACGGGAUUAAGUUGGUGUUCACCUCCGUCUAUCAUCCCGAGGCCAAUGGAAUAGUUGAAUCAGUCAACAAAGCUAUCUUGGAAGGAAUCAAGCCGAGGUUAGAUCAGCUGAAAACAAAGUGGGUAGAUGAACUCAACAACGUCCUGUGGGCUUACCAGACAACAAGCCGAACUGCCACAGGCGAAACGCCCUACCACUUAGCCUUCGGCACUGAGGCAGUCAUUCAUGUCGAAAUUGGUGUCCCAAGCCUAACAUACAAACAAAGAAUAGCCAACCUUUACAAUAAGCGAGUCCGACCUCGAAACUUCAUAGUCGGUGACCUCGUCCUCAGAAAAGCUGGGCUCAUAGGGUUCGAAACCCGAUAUGGCAAGCUAGCACCAAACUGGGAAGGCCCUUACAUUGUAACCAAGGUCCCGCACCUCGGGGCGUACAUUCUCCAAGACGCCGAGGGCAAAAGGGUGCCUAGAGUUUGGAACGUCAACAACCUUAAAAAAUUCCAUCCUUGAAAGUCCCCUUCUUCAUUUUGAGUUAGGAGUCUUUGUAAAUAACAUUCCAAUACAAUU
Messenger RNA from Rubroshorea leprosula, 6163 nucleotides. The record is from the annotation of a GenBank genome assembly. Lineage: Eukaryota; Viridiplantae; Streptophyta; Magnoliopsida; Malvales; Dipterocarpaceae.